This is a messenger RNA of Helianthus annuus (common sunflower), 1125 nucleotides long. Its product is annotated as nuclear cap-binding protein subunit 2. The transcript has 9 exons. The record is from RefSeq and is a predicted model, not a curated record. NCBI's taxonomy places the organism in Eukaryota, Viridiplantae, Streptophyta, Magnoliopsida, Asterales, Asteraceae. Bases 144 to 917 code for a protein of 257 amino acids. Gene Ontology annotation, biological process: mRNA cis splicing, via spliceosome. Gene Ontology annotation, molecular function: RNA cap binding. Gene Ontology annotation, cellular component: nuclear cap binding complex.
UAAACUAAAGCAGCGUCUAUCUCCCCUGUUCGCUCCUCCUCCAUCUUCUAAACCUAAAAAACAAACAGCCGACUGACUAUCUUCGAUUCAGCAGGGAGGGAGGGAAGGUAAGGUUCAAUCAGCCAGCCAGCAGAUAAGGUGCCAUGGCCUUGCUGUUCAAGGAUCCAAACAAGAUUUCUGCAUAUCGUGACAGAAGGUUUCCAGGAACACAAGACGAAUAUGAACACACGCUCCAAACUUCAACCACCGUCUAUAUUGGCAACAUGUCUUUUUACACUACCGAAGAACAACUCUAUGAAUUGUUUUCUCGAGCAGGAGAAAUUAAAAAGAUUGUUAUGGGUUUGGAUAAGAACACCAAAACGCCUUGUGGCUUCUGCUUUGUCAUGUACUACUCUAGGGAAGAUACAGAAGAUGCUGUGAAAUACAUAAGUGGGACCAUUCUUGACGAUCGUCCGAUUCGUGUAGACUUUGAUUGGGGAUUCCAAGAUGGAAGGCAAUGGGGUCGUGGUCGAAGUGGUGGACAGGUGAGGGAUGAAUAUCGCACGGAUUAUGAUCCUGAUAGAGGCGGUUAUGGAAAAUUGGUGCAGAAAGAGUUGGAAGAACAAAGGCAGGUGGUAGAUUAUGGGGUCGGAUCAUUGGGAUCGUUUCAGCCACCUCAUAUGGCUCACAAUUAUGGAAGGCAUGGAGGUGGCGGUGGUGGUGGUGGUCAUGGGGGGUCCUACCGGCAUGGUAGAGGAGAUUACCACCGGAAGAGAUACCGUGAAGAUGACCGUCGAGGCCCAGAUGUCUCCAGGAGGAAUUCUGAAGAUGAACCUAGAAGAAACUCUGAUCAUGACUCUAGACAGGAGAGAAAUCCACGUUUCCGUGAGCACGGUGACUCAGAUGACGAGGAAGAUGACCGGAAACGACAGAAGUAAAUGGAAUCUGUUCAUUGGUUAUUAUCGUUCUAGGUGAAUUUGUUGAAACAUUUCCUUUUUGUACAACACCGCUAAGAUCUAUUAGUCUGAAAUAUCUAGGAAGAGAAAAAAUGAAUGAAUUUUUAGUGGCACUUGGUUUGCCGAAUGUUUUGUAAGGAAUUGGAAAUUUGAUGGAUUUGAAAUGAUUUCCAACAAAAAGAAACAAUAA